Molecule: messenger RNA, 1493 nt
Organism: Punctularia strigosozonata HHB-11173 SS5
Lineage: Eukaryota; Fungi; Basidiomycota; Agaricomycetes; Corticiales; Punctulariaceae
Product: kynureninase
Exons: 8
Coding region: 23-1426 (467 amino acids)
Biological process (GO): NAD+ biosynthetic process
Cellular component (GO): cytoplasm
Molecular function (GO): pyridoxal phosphate binding; kynureninase activity
Source: RefSeq, a predicted model, not a curated record
CUUGCACCCACGCCGGCGACACAUGGCGGUUCCGAGCCAGCCAACGAGGCGCCUGAGCUUACCAGCGCGUGAUGAAUUCAGGAUUCCAACGAACAAGGACAUCGGCGCGACUUCGCUCGCUCGGGAAGUCGCCCAUGACACCUGUGUCUAUAUGUGCGGAAAUUCCCUCGGCGCUCUGCCCAAACGUUCCGAGGAGUUAGUCAAGGAAGAAUUCGCAGUAUGGGGCACACGUGCAGUCGAAGGCCACUUCGACCACCCGCACGGGCGUGAAUGGAUGAACAUCGCGGACACCGUCCACCCUUUUCUUGCCGAUCUCGUGGGCGCCGAUGCGAGCGAGGUAGCCUGCAUGGGGACCCUGACGGCGAACUUGCACCUCAUGAUGAAUACGUUCUAUAAACCCACGGCUGACCGCUACAAGAUUCUCUGCGAGGCUCAUGCAUUCCCUUCCGAUCAAUAUGCGUUCGCCUCCCAAGCCGCCUUGCACGGUCUUGACCCAGCGGAUGCCGUCCUCCAGCUAUACCCGCGCGCUGGCGAAUUCACCCUCCGCGAGGCCGAUAUACUCGACGUCCUCGAACGCGAGGGGGACAGGAUCGCGUUGGUCCUGUUCAGCGGCGUCCAGUAUUACACCGGCCAAUGGUUCCCGAUGGAAUCGGUCACGAAGAAGGGGCGCGAAAAGGGAUGCAUCGUCGGCUGGGACCUGGCACAUGCUAUCGGCAACGUGCCCAUGAGCCUCCACGACUGGGGUGCCGACUUCGCCGUCUGGUGUUCUUACAAAUACCUCAAUUCGGGCCCGGGAGGUAUCGCGGGCAUAUACAUGCAUAGUCGAUGGAACGAUAAGGUUACCAACUUUGCCGGGUGGUGGGGUCACGAGCCGUCGACUCGCUUCCAGAUGCCACCCGUCUUCUCGCCCAUAGCCGGCGCGCAGGGGUUCCAGCAGUCGAACCCCUCGGUCUUGGCGACGGUGUCGCUCCUCGGAUCACUUCAGGUGUUCCACGACGCGGGUGGCAUCUCGGUUCUCCGGGAACGGAGCGUUCGCCUGACCAAGCUCCUCGAAGACGGACUGAAAUCGAGCAAAUACUUUGUCCCGCCCGAAGAGGCGGCUGCUCGAUAUCCGGCUCUCGUCCCGUCGUCAUCGGCGUCUUCGGCCACGCCUCCUCUAAGUGAGCCAGCCUCUGCCCGACCGUCUUUCACUAUCAUCACGCCUUCCGAUCCGUCGUCUCGCGGGGCGCAGCUCUCGCUCUUGUUCCUGCCGCCCGCGUCCGGCGUGAUGCAGAAGGUGCACGAUGGACUGAAGGCGCGUGGUGUGAUUGGCGACGAACGGAGGCCUGACGUGAUCAGAUUGGCACCCACGCCUCUGUACAAUACGGAGGACGAGGUUCGCAGGACGGUGGAGGUUUUGGAGCAGACGUUGCAGGGCAUUGCUUGACCCACAGUAAUAGCGGACCCUGCUUGCAGAAUGUAACAACAAUAGUUGAUCAACCGCGGUCAGGUCC